AUGUCAAUGCCCUUUCUUACAAACUUGAACCGCAUUGAGAUGCUUCUCAAUGCAUCAAACACUGUUAGCGCACCCAAUAAAAGAUGGCACUCUGCAUUCAUGGCCAUCUAUUGCUCCCGAGCUAUCAUGUCUCUCUCCACUCUCAACAAAACUAACAAAAUCAAAGCAAAAGUCUCACCUAAACCAACACCAACACCAUCCUUCGUCAUGGUUGAUUUGAACCCUCACCAUUCCUUUGGUAUCGACCAAACAGCCCUCACGGAAAUUGUCAAAGAAAAAGACCUUCAGAUCCUUCAUAAAUUUGGUGGGGUUGAAGGGGUGGCAAAAGCUCUUGAAACCCACGUUGAGUAUGGUAUCAAAGGUGGUGAUGAUGACGGUGAAGACGUCACACGUAGAAGACAAGUGUUUGGUUCCAACACUUACCACAAACCACCUUCCAAAGGGUUCUUCCACUUUGUUGUGGAAGCCUUCAAGGAUGUCACUAUUCUAAUCCUUUUGGCUUGUGCUGUUCUUUCUCUUGGCUUUGGCAUCAAGGAACAUGGAAUCAAAGAAGGCUGGUACGAUGGUGGAAGCAUCUUUGUUGCGGUGUUCAUUGUCAUUUCCUUGUCAGCAGUGAGCAAUUUCAGACAGAACAGACAGUUUGACAAGCUGUCUCAGGUGAGCAACGACAUACAAAUUGAUGUAGUGAGAAGCGGGAGGCGUCAACAUGUGUCAAUCUUUAACAUAGUGGUUGGUGAUGUCAUUUGCUUGAAGAUUGGGGAUCAAGUGCCAGCAGAUGGGUUGUUCAUAGAGGGGCAUUCACUUAGAGUGGAUGAAUCAAGCAUGACAGGAGAGAGUGAUCAUGUUGAGAUUAGUAGACAGGACCAUCCUUUCUUGUUCUCAGGCACGAAGGUGGCUGAUGGGUAUGCUAAGAUGCUUGUUACCUCAGUUGGUAUGAACACAACAUGGGGCCAAAUGAUGAGUUCAAUAAGCCGAGAUAUUGAUGAACAAACUCCUCUGCAAGAGAGGCUAAACAAGCUUACAUCGUCCAUUGGAAAGGCUGGUUUGGCUGUAGCUUUUCUCGUCCUUGUUGUUUUGCUGGUUAGAUACUUCACAGGGAACACAAAGGAUGAGAAUGGGGUCAGAGAGUUCAAUGGAAGCAAGACCAAGUUUGAUGAUAUAAUGAAUGCUGUCGUGGGAAUUGUUGCUGAUGCAGUUACCAUUGUUGUUGUUGCAAUCCCUGAAGGUCUUCCAUUGGCUGUGACUCUCACUCUGGCUUAUUCAAUGAAGAAAAUGAUGGCUGACCAAGCAAUGGUGAGAAAGCUCUCAGCAUGUGAGACAAUGGGUUCUGCCACCACAAUUUGUACAGAUAAGACUGGCACUCUCACACUCAAUGAGAUGAAAGUGACCAAAUUCUGGCUAGGCCUAGAACCUGUGGCAGAAACUGAAAAUGCCUACUCAAAGAUUGCUCCAUUUGUUCUUCAACUUAUCCAAGAAGGGGUGGCUCUAAACACAACUGGUAGUGUGCAAAAGUCCAAUAAAUCAGGUUCUGAAUUUGAGUUUUCAGGUAGUCCCACAGAAAAAGCCAUUCUAUCUUGGGCAGUUUUGGAAUUGAACAUGAAGAUGGAACACUUGACAAGAAGCUGUUCUAUCAUUUUUGUUGAGACCUUCAACUCAAAGAAGAAAAGAAGUGGAGUUUUGCUGAGAAGGAAGACAGACAACACAGUUAAUGCUCAUUGGAAAGGAGCAGCCGAGAUGGUAUUAAAGAUGUGCUCAAGAUACUAUGAUGCUUCUGGCAUUGUGAAAGAUCUUGACAAUGAUAGCAUGUUGAAGUUUGAACACAUCAUUCAAGGUAUGGCAGCUAGUAGUCUUCGUUGCAUUGCUUUUGCACAUGCAGAAGUAGCUGAGGAAGAGCUUGGAGAUGAAGAAGGAAACAAAAUGGUGAAAGUGAAAGACAAUGGUUUAACUUUGUUAGGGCUUGUUGGGAUUAAGGAUCCAUGUCGUCCAGGGGUGCAGAAAGCUGUGGAAACUUGCCAAAAGGCUGGGGUGAAUGUCAAAAUGGUCACAGGUGACAAUAUAUUCACGGCAAAAGCUAUAGCAACCGAAUGUGGCAUACUCCGGCCAAAUCAGGACACAGCUGGAGCAGUUAUUGAAGGAGAGGAAUUUCGCAACUACACACUUGAAGAGAGGUUGGAGAAGGUUGACAAAAUCUGUGUGAUGGCUAGAUCUUCUCCUUUUGACAAACUUCUAAUGGUUCAAUGUCUGAAGCAGAAAGGCCAUGUAGUGGCUGUCACUGGGGAUGGCACAAAUGAUGCACCAGCACUCAAAGAAGCAGACAUUGGACUCUCUAUGGGAAUUCAAGGUACUGAAGUUGCCAAAGAGAGCUCAGACAUUGUUAUAUUGGAUGACAAUUUUGCAUCCGUCGUCACUGUCUUAAGGUGGGGAAGGUGUGUUUACAACAACAUCCAGAAGUUCAUUCAGUUUCAAUUAACAGUGAAUGUUGCAGCACUUGCUAUCAACUUUGUGGCAGCAGUGUCAGCUGGGGAAGUGCCACUCACAGCAGUACAAUUGUUAUGGGUGAAUUUAAUCAUGGACACAUUAGGUGCUUUGGCACUUGCAACAGAAAAGCCUACCAAUGAAUUGAUGGACAGACCACCAGUUGGUAGAACAGAGCCUCUCAUCACCAAUGUCAUGUGGAGGAAUCUAUUGGCUCAAGCUUUGUACCAGAUAGUAGUUUUGUUGACUCUUCAAUUCAGAGGUGAGUCUAUCUUUGGUGUGACAUCAGGGGUAAAUGACACAUUGAUUUUCAACACAUUUGUUCUCUGCCAAGUGUUCAAUGAGUUCAAUGCAAGGAAGAUGGAGAAGAGGAAUGUCUUCAAAGGCAUACACAGGAACAAGCUUUUUUUAGGCAUUAUUGGCAUAACAAUAAUCCUUCAGGUGGUGAUGGUUGAGUUUCUCAAGAAAUUUGCUGACACAGAGAGGCUAAGUUGGGGGCAAUGGGCUAUCUGCAUUGGUCUAGCUGCAGUUUCCUGGCCAAUUGGUUGGGUUGUGAAGUUGAUACCUGUCCCAGAGAAACCAUUGCUCAAUUUUUUGCAGAUGAAGAAAUGA
Molecule: messenger RNA, 3087 nt
Organism: Sphenostylis stenocarpa
Lineage: Eukaryota; Viridiplantae; Streptophyta; Magnoliopsida; Fabales; Fabaceae
Source: the annotation of a GenBank genome assembly